Molecule: messenger RNA, 3391 nt
Organism: Botrytis cinerea B05.10
Lineage: Eukaryota; Fungi; Ascomycota; Leotiomycetes; Helotiales; Sclerotiniaceae
Exons: 3
Coding region: 361-2910 (849 amino acids)
Biological process (GO): microtubule-based movement
Cellular component (GO): kinesin complex; microtubule; nucleus
Molecular function (GO): microtubule motor activity; microtubule binding; ATP binding
Source: RefSeq, a predicted model, not a curated record
GAUACGAUCUACGCAGAUUGUCUACCCACAAAAAUGAAUGACGCUCCGCUAGCCCUCUGGGUGCUACUGCCGUGGAGGGAGGCACAAUGAUGGGAUACUCAUAAGAAUGUAAAACGCAAGUAGCACUUGAUUUGAUAAAGCUUCAUCAGUCACUCGCUCGCAUAUGCAUGGGUGCAAAGCAAAGGCAGUGUCAGGGGUAACAAUGCCGGGAAAUUCCACAUUGCUUAUUUUCGGUUACCCUGACAACAUUUUACCCCAGAUUUACCAUUACCUAGCACAUCAAAUAAUCUUCCCGCGACUUUGUAAACCUCCUUCCGUUGAUCAGCGAAAGAAACAACACUUUUCCAAAUUCUCCCAAUCAUGGAAUCGCCGACUCCAAUAGAUUCGAUAUCUUCAUUAUUCGAAGUAUAUUUACGGUUAAGACCUCCUCCAAUAUCAACUCAACAAUUGUACCCGGCGUUACCAAUACCAGAGCGCUUUCUUACAGUUGAAGAGCCCGCUGAAGAAGAACUUGAAGAUGAAACGGCAUAUCCGACCCACAUUACAUUGAAUCCACCAAAUGAUAAUAGACGCAGGGCAGUGGAGAAAUUUGCCUUCACACGGGUCUUUGAAGAAGAAAGUUCACAGCUGGAUGUAUUUCAUGGAACGGGCGUGCUGCCUUUGGUAGAAGGUGUAUUGGGUCCAAAUGGUGGAGAGGGUAGAGAUGCAUUACUUGCUACAUUGGGAGUCACUGGCUCUGGAAAGAGUCAUACAAUUCUUGGUUCUCGAACCCAACGCGGUCUCACACAACUUGCCCUCGAUUUACUGUUUCGUUCCAUUGACAACAAUAUUCUCGACGUCAAUUCACACCCCGGAUUACAUGGUUCAAUUGCAACAUCAGAUCCAUCAGAAGCCCAAGUUAUGUCGGCGCAGAUGUUUUUAGAUACAUAUUACUUCGACCCAGCUUCAUCUCGAGGAAGCUCGAGAGCCCCAACACCCCAGGUGGUACGCGUGCCCUUUCCCUACCACCCAAGUCCAACCAAACUAUAUCCAUAUCUGCCCCCAUUCAAGGCAACAGGAAGUCCUAAGAGCAUCAGGAUCGUAGUCAACCAGGAUGAUGAUAGUAAAACACCAGGAUGUGCGCCAGUGCCAAUUCCAGGAGAAUCGACAGUAUCGAUGACUUCCUUUAUUCCUUCAUUCAUGCAAGCUACUGCAACAGCAGCCAGAAAAAUGAUUAGUGCUAAAACUCCUCAAAAGGGCGAUUCUUACCAACCUCCGAGACGAGCGAUACCUACAAGACCAUCGGUUUUGCCAAGCAGUCCGGAUAUUACAGGAAUUACGGUCGAUAUCGAUCAUCAUGCGGAAUAUGCCAUUCUCAUCUCGAUGUAUGAAGUUUAUAAUGAUAGGAUAUUCGAUCUUCUGACGCCAGCGACACUAAACAAAUCUACAAAGGAAUCUAGAAGACGGCCACUACUAUUUAAACCUACGGAGCAAUCACCGGAACGAAAAGUGGUUGCUGGACUAAGAAAAAUUAUUUGUGGUAGCAUGAAAGAUGCUCUCAUGGUUUUGGAAGCUGGUCUCAAUGAGAGAAGAGUUGCGGGGACUAAUUCUAAUAGUACAUCAUCUAGGUCUCAUGGCUUUUUCUGCAUCGAGGUAAAGAAGAGGAGAAGAUCAAGAACGCCAGGCGCUUGGGGCGGAAGUUCACUUACAAUUGUAGAUUUGGCUGGGAGUGAAAGAGCUAGAGAUGCCAAAACCGCUGGUACUACAUUAGCUGAGGCCGGAAAGAUCAAUGAGAGUUUGAUGUAUCUAGGACAAUGUUUGCAGAUGCAAUCGGAUUUGGAGAAUUAUACAAAGCCGAAUCUUGUCCCAUUUCGCCAAUGCAAACUUACCGAACUUCUUUUCUCAAACUCGUUCCCAUCUCAUGGCGCAAAACCUUCUACAGCCACCCAACAUCAUCGAAAUUCUCAAAAAGCAAUCAUGAUCGUUACGGCUGAUCCAUUGGGAGAUUUUAAUGCAACUUCGCAAAUCUUACGGUACUCGGCUCUGGCAAGAGAGAUCACUGUUCCAAGAAUUCCAUCAAUCACGGCCACUAUUCUCGGAUCAUCUCAAUCGUCUGAUAGACAUCCAAGUUAUACCAGCCCUACUUCUCCUACUUUCUCUCGAUACCGCGAUGGUCCACAUCAGACACCUACCGACACCGAACGGGAAACUAUGGAAAUCGCGGCAUUAGAAAUUGCACGUAUGUCUGAGGAAAUCGAUGGUUUACGCGGCGAAUUAGAGCGCGAGACAAGAUUGAGAAUGGAAAGUGAAGCACAUCUUCAAAGUAUGGAAGACAGAAUGUUGGAAUUAGAAAUGGAAAUUCGAGAAGAAUGCUACGAGGAAAUGGAAAGGAGGAUUCAAGAAGAAGGUAGAAAGUGGAUGAUAAGAUUAGAGGAGCACGGAGAGAGGGAAGAACAAUGGAGGGAUAGAAAGGUGGAAGUUGUGGUUCGAGGUUUAGGUGCAGGCAUUGCUGGGAUUGCUGGGAUUGCUGGAGAUGAGAAUAAAGAAAAUCACGACGGCGACCCAACGCUCGGACUCGAAAUGGAAAACGCAAAGUUGUUGAGGGAAAUUGAGAGAUUGAAGAGAGAGUUGAAUAGCAGGAGUCCGACAAAGCCUCGAAAACCUUCACAUAGAAUCCUGAAGGAGAGCCGAAUACAUGCUAUGGAUAAAUCAGCAUCCCCAAUUCCAGAUGACGCCCCUGGGGAUGAGGGACUGGAAUUGCGGGAUAGUAUGGCGAGAUUGAAGGUUGAGGAUGACGAGGUUGGAGUCGCCAGAAGUGCAAGUGCAAGAUUAAGGAUUAAGAAGAGAGAUGUAGCUCCAGGAAGUCCGACGAAGAGAAUUAGAAAACUGGCACCGAGGAAGUGGGAUUUUGCUGAUGACGAUGAUUUUUAAUUGCGGUUGAAGUAAAUGGAAUAAGACAUGGAGAAUUAUGGUAUGGCUUUGUGUGGGAUGGUUUUUACAAUCAGUCAGUCAAUCAACGGAGUUCUUUCUUUGAGGGGGGUCUAUAGAUCUGGAUAGCAUAUCCUGGAUUGGGCUGGGGUUGGUGCUGAAUGGCAAUAUUAAAUUGGAUGCAUGGGACUGGGUGGGGACUGGACUGGAUAGAAUGGAGUAAUUCACCUGGCCAAAAAUUGGUUUUUGAUACCUGUCUGGUAUUUGUUUUUGGUACUUACAUUUUGUGUAAUUUGAUAGCUAAUUCUCAUUCGAAUGUGAUCCUUUUUGAGAUGGUCGUUCUGUUGAGAAAAUUUAUGGUGUUGAGUGAAUUGGAUUGGCAAUUUUAUACUGGAGACAUUGUGGUCUGCCAAAUCAUUUUCUAUGUUCGAGGGGAACUUGAGAAAGAAUACAAGGGGUAGCUGUAAUAGCCUUUGGUGAUCCA